UUAAAUAAAUAAAUAAAUAACAUAAAAUUACUAAAAUAAAUAAAUAAUUAAAAAAAUAAUAAUAAAAAAAAAAAAAAAAAAAAAAAAAAAAAAUCCAAAAACAAACAAAUCCCCAAAAGCGUUUGUUACACAAUUGUAACAACAGAUUUAUAUAUUAAUUAGUUUUAAAAUAUAAACAGAGAUUAAAGAAGACAGACAGCGCUCCGUCUUUCAAGUUAAUAUUUGGUACUGGAAUAUUGUGAGCUUCUGUAUCUUUGGCACUUGUAUAUAUGAUCUUUAGCCUACUUUAGGGUGCUUUCCCUUGAUUACUUCCUUGUCCCAUAAUGCAUUUCGAGCCACGUCCGCAGCAGCCAUACCGGAGAACGUGUAACGAGCUAGCAGACGUACCAACGUACCAAGAUGAACGUUUUUAGGCUUGUUGGUGAUAUGUCCCAUCUUUUAGCCAUCUUAAUAUUGAUGGCUAAAAUGUGGAAGACUCGAUCUUGUGCAGGCAUUUCUGGCAAAAGUCAGAUUAUGUUUGCAUUGGUUUUCUGUUCCCGCUACCUUGACCUGUUCACCUCGUUCAUCUCAAUAUACAACACGGCGAUGAAGGUCUUCUUCAUCACAUCGUCCAUCUUCACAGUCUAUCUCAUGUUCUUCAAGUUCAAGGCCACGUACGACAGUAACCAUGACUCGUUCAGAAUGGAAUUUCUUAUUGUACCCGUCGGUGGUUUGGCAUUUUUGGUCAAUCAUGAUUUUACACCGGUUGAGAUCUUGUGGACGUUCUCCAUCUACUUGGAGUCUGUAGCCAUCCUGCCACAGCUGUUCAUGGUUAGCAAGACCGGGGAGGCGGAAACCAUCACGAGUCAUUACCUGUUUGCCUUGGGCUCCUACCGGGCUCUCUACCUUCUUAACUGGGUCUACCGGUAUUACUUCGAGGGAUUCUUUGACUUGAUAGCGGUUGUUGCAGGAUGUGUACAGACUAUAUUGUAUUGUGAUUUCUUCUAUCUGUACAUCACUAAAGGCCAGUACAAAGCUAUAAAGGAUAUGAGUUUUGAAGGGCAAGAAAUUAAGUCUACCAGCCUAAAGAUAGACAUUAUAUAAGGAGUCAAGUAACAUUUAUCGAAUGGGAGAAGUAUAGUUGUGUUGAGACUGAACUGAAUGUGUCAACAGUUGAACUGGAUGCCUGUGCGUUGCAACACGUGUCAGUGUUGUAACAUAACGGAUCAACAUUGAACCACUUUGAAAACUUCUCUAGGAAUCUGCUUCCUACUUUUCAUGUCUGUGGCAGUGUUGGGGGGAAAGGGUGCUUGUUUUUUUUUGGGUUUUUUUUUAAAACUUUUUUAAAACUUUUUUUAAAAACUUUUUUUUUUUUUAAGUAUAACAUUUUUCAAAUAUUUAGUUAAGUUGUAUUAUGUGUUAAGAUGCUUGCGUUUCUAUAUUGAUGUUUUUACUCUUUAACUCGUUAUUCAGUGUGCAUGUGAAUUUUAUAUUAAUGCUAAUUGAAUAUGGCGCAUUGUUAUCAGGGAUCAAAACAUAGGCACAUUUUCGUGUGACUGGCAUCAGGUCAUUUCUAAUGCAUAGCUGAUGAUCUGUAAGUUAUAAAUAUGUGAAGUGUAUUACAGAAUUUAAUACUGGGCACAUACAAACUGAUUAAUGUCGACUCGACAAUUGAGUUGCCAUAAGUGUGAAAAUGUGCAACAACAAACAGCCGCUGAUGCAGUGUUCUUGUCGGUGUUACGCAAGUUCUGAUGAAAGAUGUCACUUCUCUGCCCAGUACACACAUACUGACUGGGAGUUGGCAACAACAUUGUGUUGGCAUUAAUCAGCCAGUGUGUGCCAAGCAUAACUGUAUGGUGUAGCGAUUAUCAUUAUAAUCUAAUGAUAGGACUGGGUUAUGGUUUACGAGCUAACAAGGGUAUAGAACUGACUGAACUGAAAACAAGUUGUCAUUAAUUGGCCUCAUUAGCCUAAUAGUGUAUUAUUUUGGUAUUAUAUAGCAGAUAGUAAUUAUUUAGUGAUUGGACUGGGAUGUUGUUUACAAGUAUACAAGGGUACAACACAGACUUGACUAAAACAUGUGGCCUGGUGCUUAUAUAACUUAUUAGAGUCUGGACUCGAGACUAAUAAGAGUCUAAGACGUGAAUGUCAAGGCAACGCUGUACAAACUAUAUGCGUGUGACGUCAUUAAAGAUUUGAGUCUGGACUCUUAAAAGUUUUAUAAGCACGGGCCCAGUACCUUUAAUUUAAGAACAGUUCAGAAGGCAUUUAUGGGUUACGUUUUUAUGCUUGUAGAGAUUUUAUUUAGUGCUGUCCUAUUAAAUUGCUUGUUGAGUUUUGGUGACAGAAUAAAAUUUAAAGGCAAGAAGAUUGUUACGGUGAAAGUAAUUAAUGUAAUUUGGAUGUAAACCAAAGCAUUUGACAAACCAUACCUGGAAUAGAUAUUUUGUGUCGGUGUUUCUGAACAACAUUGGUUACAGUGGAUUCAUUUACAUGUAUGCAUGUGGGCAGCUGUGUUGUUAGCUGCAGAGCUUGCACUGGAACUAUUUCAUAUUCGCCCAGUUGAAUUUCAGUUCAUAUUUUGUGAUUGGAAGAAUGACAGCUUAAAACCCUGCUGGGUAUAGCAAAAAUGAAUCGUUAUUUUUUAUUAUUGUAAAAAAAACCUUCCUACAUACUGAGUACAUGGGUGAUCUUGAGCGUUCGUUAAUGAUAUUAAUAUUAUUUGUUAUUUCCCAAUCAUACAUUUUAUGUCAAGUGCAGAAACCAAACACAUUUCUGUUGAAAUGAGUGCUCAUGUGAAUUGAAAGCAUGGCUGACAUUUUAUACUGAACCUGUAUUAGUCAAGAAGGUCACAGUAUCUUGAAAUGGUGCAACCACAAGCAUGUUAGUUACUUGACUGUAAUAACACGUUUGAUUUGUAAUACGCGGCUAUUUUCAUUUUGUUUAAGAAAUGCAUGUAGUUGGUUCACAUUUGGUAGCAACAAGUUAACAUGGGAUCGAGGUUAAAACGAGAUCGUUGCCUGGCAGCAGCUGUAGUCUGUGCUUCAUUAUCUAUAGAACCAUAUGUGUUUGACGACGUGCCAUUUUAGGAUGUUGCUUUGUUAAUGCUGGUAGGAUGUGUUGUACGUUAUUUAAGGCUUGGGUAACUGUAGAUCCUGUGUUGAUACACAAAACAGUUGAGUUUUAAUCCCUUUAAAACUCCGUUUGUUUUCCAAGCUUGUUUAUUGCAAAUUGUGAACUUAGUUCUGAUGGAUUUUAAUCCUUUUUGCAACGAUUACAUGUACAUAUACACACAAUAAAACUGGUUGAUAUUAUGAAACAUGUUUUCAAAGUAUUUUUUAUGUAAAGUAUGUGAGACUUUAUUUUCAGAUUGAAAUCGGUCAGCAUUGCUCACAUAAUGUAUUGCAACAGUCUUUAAAAAUAUACUUUGUCACCAUCAUUUUCAUAAAUCAUGUGUGCAUCUUUUGUAGAUGACAUAGCUGAUAUACAUGACAUUACUCUGGUCUGGUAUUGUAAGGUAUUCUGAUUGUCAAAAGGAGUAUAACUUUGGGGUGAAUACGGGGAAAAAAGGGCAUAUGAACCAAAUCGUGAAAAGGGCAAAAAAAGAAAAGAAAGGCACUUGAAUGCAUUUAGGUGGGGAUGGUAUCUCCUGAUCCCCCCCAGGUUCCUCUGUUUUGUGGACAUUUAGAAAGUUAUUUCACCUCUAUUAUGAAUGCAAACUACAGACACUAGGUUUAAUAACCCAUGUGUAUUUUAAUGAUAAACAUUAUCAACUACCUUCACAAACCAUACUAGUACAUGUUGGUUGCUAUGUGUUUUUUAAAAUCCUAUGUAACACAAAAACAAUGGAAGUCUCCUUCCUCCAAGUAAAAAAAAAAAUAUUAUAUUAUUAUUAUGUAAUGUAGUUCAGCAAAAAUAGACAAAAGAUAUUGAAGAUGUGUAUGCAACAUAAAGAAAAUUUGGAUCUAUUAAAAAUUAUUAGAUAAUUAAAAUAUACCCAGCAUUGCAGUUUUAACAUUUAUUUGCAUUUUAUGUAUACAUAAGCUACAAGUAUUGUUCAGAAACCUGGUGGUGGAGAAAACUUUUUAGAAAUAUGUGUGUAGCAUUAUUAGCAUUGGCAAUAAUAAAUUAAUCACAUUUUUGAAAUCCCAUCCAUAAUUUUUUUUUAGUUCCACCUUUUUCAUUUUACAAAAAAUGUUUUUUUUUUAGAAUAGCUACUUUUUAGUUUUAUUACAACUAUUGAAUUGUAUUUAAUAGAAAUUUAAUUUACUUUAAAUGUUACUAAAGCACUGGUUUGAAUGGAAGUCAUUGGUUUAUUCUUGCUUAUCAGAAGUGAUGCAUUAAUAAUCAUUUUUAAUGUAAACAUUUAUAAACACUGAUCAAAUGUACUUGUCAUUCUAGACAUCGUGAUCAAGCAUAUUGGUGCACUCUAUUCUCAGUCUUGAGAUCGCUUACGCUUUCUUUCAUGUCUUGAGCAAGACUUGUAAUUCAUUUUGUGGAAUGGGAAGCAAUCUCUGCAUCAGACAUUUUAAUCUGGAAGCAAAUGCUAGAAAUUGAGAAGCAUUCAUUUAACAUUGAGCACCAAAACCAGGCUAGUGAAUACUUUUAAUACCCCAGAGUAUUUUCAUCAGUUUAAUACUGAGCAGGGUGAAUGUUUAUUUUGUUCUAAAACCAGAAUAUUAAACUCAAAUUUUGUCAUCUAAGAGGCCAUCAUUACUUUGGCUAACUGGUUAUGUAUUCCAGCUAGGAAUGGCUAACUAAUAAGUAUUGCAAUUAGGAAAGCAGAACCUAUAGAAUUGAUUCUGAAAUAUAUUACCUUGUCGUACAAAUGUAGGUGUAUUGCUGAACAAGAUGAAUUGUCCGAUUUGAGACCACUUAUUUUAUUGUGGAAACUGGCAGUUGUAUUUGUGUAUCAUAUACACAAAAGAUUUGAAAAGCAAACAACUUUUUUGAUCCUGUAUUCUACACUAUUGUUUGUACCAACAAAAUAUUAAAUGGCAGUCCUAGUUAACAUGUUUAUUGUUCGUUUAUAGAUAAUUGGAGAAAAUGUCUCAAUUUAUGUAAAAGGAAAUGAAUCUGAAAAAACGAAACUUUUACCAUACUAGAACUCUUGAGAUAUUUGACAAGUUUGGUUCCUGAAUUAUUCAGUUCACAUGUUGGUGUUUUAAUGAUGAAGCUGUUAUUUAAAUAUUUUGAUGGGAAACGAUUCUGAAAAUAUUCCAGGAUAUUUUACAUGCUGUACUAGUUUUUCUUAAUUUUAAUUUAAUUGUUGCUUGAAGAAUGCAUGGCGUGACUGGGAGUUUCUGAUGCAAUUGUUUUCAUGCACAUUUUCACUUCAUUCUUAUUUAUAUGUAACAAUCGACCAUUGAAUUUCUUUUCUUUAUUUUUCCCCACAUUAGAUGCAUAGAUAAAUAUUACAAACCUCGUAUCAAUUUUUAUGUUUAGCAAUGUAGGGGAUUCUAUGAUUGCCAUACCAAUACAUCUGUUAACAUUUAUUUCCCUCUGCACCGGUGAAUUUGUUUUGGAAGUUGUUUUGGCAUGCACACAUUUUGGUUUGGUGAUGACUGCAAAGAGGACUCCUUGAUGUGAAUCAUUUACGGACUUCAAAUAUUAAAUGGUACAUGUAAAUGCUACCUUUAAUAAAUUAUUACAAUGGCCAUCUUUUACCCUAGAUUGUGUGGUGUGCCUGGUAGAGGUUAGAAUUUUGCAAAUUUACCAAGCAUUUUGCUUUUAAAACAAGAACAAAAGUUUUUUUGAUGGAAACUGAAUAUUAGAAUUAAAAUGUCAUGAUUCUGUAUAUAUGAUUUACACAAUGAAAACUCAUUAAAACAGUGUAGCUUAAAUUAAUCGAAACAGGAGAUGGUGACUUGGUUUUAUAUUAUUUCCUUUUCUGGUGUGUGGAUUAUCUGUUUGAUACCAAGUAUUCAGAUACUUCUAUGGACUGGUUGGUGCUUAUUGUUUACAAAAUGUACAGAAUAAUGGAUCAGGGAUUAUUUAUUAAUUAGAUAGCUUAACAAAGGUAUUGAUCAUUUCCAUCACAUUUAUCUGUAAAAGGGUUAUACCACAAAUAACGGUUUUAAGUAGAUCAUUAACGGUAUGGGAGAUGGAAAUCUAUGAUCCAAACCAGUUUUUCAUAAAAGACCAGCAGUGAUUCAGGUCGAACAAUAACAGGUAAAAAGUUUGCUUUAAGAAGCAAGUUAAUAUUUUUUACCGUCACUUUUUAUUCUAAAGGAUAAAUUUCUUAUGUUUAUAACAAGUGUGCCUGAAACUUUGGUAGUGAGCAUGAAAUAUAUUUAUAUAGUAUAUUGACAACGUUUUGCUUAUAUCUAUUGCAAUAGUGACAGCAAUUCAGUCUUUGGAAAUGCUGUCCAUAUUUCUUGCAAAAACCAAUCUUAAGUGAAACAUUACAUGCAUAUCAGCAUUACAAUCUACUUUUAUAGAUAAUUGUAAAUAUUUUUUUUAAAACUUAAAUUUAAAAAUGGUUUUCUUUGUCUCUCUAUUGUUUUUUUUUUUGCUGCUUUUCAGAUGUUAAAAACAUAGCAUCAUAGGGUUGUUAGUUUCGUUUGUCUAAUUUAUUUUACCAAAAUAUUAAAAUAAAAAUGACAUGUUACAUGUGUAUAUAAACAAUGUACAGUUCCUACAAAUAAUGGAUUUUCAUUAUACGUGUGCUGAAGUGUUAUGGAAGUAAUUCAUUCUUUUAAACCAUAUAUAAUACUUUGAUGUUGUUGAAUUUAGAGAACGUAAACAAAUGUUCUUUUUGCAUGUAAAUAUGAUUUUUGCCUCUCCAUGUAGUUGGUCUCUUGGUGAAAUUUCUAGUUAUUUCCAGUUACCUAAUGUUCUUGCAUGAGUUACUAGUUGUAGAGAGGGAGCAUGCUUCAUUACCAAAAUUCAGGUUCACCGACCUAUCCAGCAGUACAUGAAUAUGUACAUUUUGUAAAGCACAAGAUGGAAUCUGAACUGUAUAUAGAAAUAAAAAGGCAGACUUUCAUAUGA
Messenger RNA from Gigantopelta aegis, 6972 nucleotides. RefSeq names its product ER lumen protein-retaining receptor 2. Gene Ontology annotation, cellular component: endoplasmic reticulum; membrane; cis-Golgi network. The record is from RefSeq and is a predicted model, not a curated record. Gene Ontology annotation, molecular function: ER lumen protein retrieval receptor activity. Lineage: Eukaryota; Metazoa; Mollusca; Gastropoda; Neomphalida; Peltospiridae. The transcript has 5 exons. The coding region runs from base 400 to 1083 and encodes 227 amino acids. Gene Ontology annotation, biological process: endoplasmic reticulum to Golgi vesicle-mediated transport; protein retention in ER lumen.